Molecule: messenger RNA, 1490 nt
Organism: Pseudomassariella vexata
Lineage: Eukaryota; Fungi; Ascomycota; Sordariomycetes; Amphisphaeriales; Pseudomassariaceae
Product: nitrilase
Exons: 1
Coding region: 79-1221 (380 amino acids)
Molecular function (GO): catalytic activity
Source: RefSeq, a predicted model, not a curated record
CAUAAAUAGCGCGCCGGUAUCUCUUCCCUGACAAGUCACUUCGCUGUUAUUCCGGAAAAACCAACACAUCCUACUGCAAUGGCACCGAAUAUUCGGGUGGCAGCUUGCCAUGUAUCGCCCAUAUUCCUCGACUGCAUGGCCACGGCCCAAAAAUGCAUGGAGUUGAUUCGGGAAGCGGCCCGCAACGGCGCCAACCUAGUCGUCUUCCCCGAAAGCUAUAUCCCGGCCUUUCCUCUGUGGUCCAGCUGCAUAACGCCCGCGGAGAACCACGCCUACUUUGUGCGGAUGGUAGAGGAAUCACUCUACGCCGAUGGCGAAGUCUUGGCAGCGAUACGCAUUGUAGCUAAGCAGUAUAGCAUCGCCAUCUCUAUCGGUUUCUCCGAAAAAGUACGUUACAGCAGUGCGACAUUGUUCAAUUCCAAUAUCAUCAUCGGCAUAGAUGGGAGCAUACUCGCUCAUCACCGGAAACUCGUGCCUACCUUCUUCGAGAAACUGACGUGGGCGCCUGGGGACGGAAAUGGGUUGAAAGUGGUCGAUAUCCCUAGCACUGCUGGUACGGAAGGGCAGGAAGCGAGGACCGUCAAGGUUGGGGUGCUCAUUUGUGGAGAGAACACUAACCCGUUGGCACGGUACUCUCUCAUGGCGCAGGGAGAGCAGAUUCACAUCACGACUUGGCCGGCAAAAUGGCCGACGAGGAUGGUUCAUGAGCCAGUGGAGAACAAUCCCACAGAGCCUGAACAUGGUAACAACGCCUCUGCAACGACACAUGGAAAAUACGACAACGUAUCCGCGAACAGGACCAGAGCAGCCGCGCACAGCUUCGAAGCCAAGUGUUUUAGCAUAGUCUGCUCGGGCUUUAUGUCGGGCGCCAUAGUGGACGACCUGGUGCUGAAUGCGCCGGACUACAUGAAGAACGUCGUUUCGGAGACGAUCAGGCACUCUACCCAAGCAGAAAGCCUUUUUAUUGAUCCGUCGGGGUCCGUGCUACCGGGGUUCACCAUUGGACGAGAUGGGCAGAGGAAGGAGGUGACGUCGCUUCAGUAUGAGGAGGGCAUCCUGUAUGCUGAUUUGGAUAUGGGUGCUACGAUUGAGGGGAAGCAGUUCCAUGAUGUGGUGGGUGGGUAUCAGAGGCUCGAUGUAUUUGAGCUGAAGGUGGAUACUACGAGGAGGAAUCCGGUGACUUUUAGAGAAAUGUCCGAGAUGCAGAGCCAGAAAAGUUGAUAGGUUAUCGGCUGUUUACUGUACAGUUAUUCGUAGUUCUUCAGAAAUGGAUCAGACACGUAUGCCUUGGUCCAGCGACCAUACUCCAGAGCCGUUGCAGCCAAGGUAUAGGAGCGGUUCGACUGGCUUUCAACCAGAGUCCCACCCCUGGGGCUCUCGUUGGAGGUUUGUUGAUAUUAGUCUGUAUUUCCCAUCAAUCAAUCGACAAGACAUCACUUAAGUUCAAAUUGGUGGUUGGUAAGAUCAAGGGAAAGGGGGCCACUUAACGA